AUGAGACAAAAUAUAUUUACUAAUAAUCAAAGACCACCAAGUACAAUCAAAGAUAAAAUGUAAUAAUAAGUAUUGCCCAAUUAUCCAUUAUUACUUAAUAAAACCUAGUCAACACCCACUCAAGAAAUCAAAUCCAAUUAUCCUUUCUCCUCAUAUGGAACAUCCACAUUAAAUACCUUAUCAUAAUAAGUAAGUUGUUAUUAUUUAUAUGACUAGGCAAGUGCAAUUGAAUAUAACAAUUAAAAACAAUAUCCAUCUUAAAUCAACUAUUAACAAUAAUAAAGUGGUAUGACUACUUCCCUAUCAACUACUCAAAAGACCCCUUCAACAAUUUCAACUAUGACAUAAUCUCAACCAGAAUAAUAUUAAUAAAAAUCUAUGAUUAAUGUCAGCAAAGGCAUAUGCGGUUUAAGAAAUAUUGGCAAUACAUGCUUCAUGUAAUUAUAUUAAAUUACAUUCAGGAAUUCAGUUUUGCAAUGUUUACUUAAUGUUCCUGCUUUUAAUGAACAUUUUUUAAAUGGUGACUACUUAAAAGACUUAAAUUCAAAAAACAGCUCUGUUCCCAAUGAGUACAGUAAAUUAGUAGCCGCGAUAAGAAACACUCCCAAUUUUCAAUCUAUUGCUCCAUAUGGAAUCAAAUCAGCAGUUGGUAACUCUUUUUUGUUUAUUUUUAAUAGAAAUUGUAAUGCCUUGUUUUAAAGGUUAUGCUCAAUAAGAUGCCCAAGAAUUUUUGGUUGGACUUUUAGAUGGUCUAAGUCUUGGCUUAAAUAGAGUAAAGAACAAACCCCUUUAUAAAGAAAUGAAUGAUAAUCUUAAUGGAAGAACAUUAUAAGAUUUAGUAAUUCUUAUUUUAUUAUAUUUUAGAGUAAAGAAUGGUGGGAUUAUUCAAAAAGCAGAGAAAAUAGUUUAGUUCUAGAUUAUUUUUAAGGAUAACUCUUACAUUCUAUUAAAUGUUGUAUUUGUAGCAAUAGUUCAUAUGCAUUCGACACUUUCUAAGAUACAUCCUUAGCAUUUACAAGAGCAUUUAAAAUAUUGGAAGAUAUGGAUUUAGAUAGAUUAUUAGAUAAAUAUGUAAUAGAAGAAACAAUAGAUGAUUAUUAUUGUUCAAAAUGGUAUUUAAUUUAUCGUUAUUGUAUGUUGAAGCAAAAAGCAUUAAAAAGUAAAACGCAAAUUUACAAUUUGGAGAUUACCUCAUAUUUUAAUGUUUCAUAUCAAAAGAUUUGAUUAUAGAAGAUUUUCAAGUGACAAAUUAAAUCAUAGAGUCAAAUUUCCAUUAGAACUAGAUAUGACAAAAUUCAUUUAGGAUUCACGUAAGACAUUCUUAAUUUUAGUCGACUAGUCUACCAAAAACUGCUAAUAUUCUUUAUGUGGAAUAGUAAAUCAUAGUGGAACUUUGUAUGGAGGACACUACACAGCGUAAUUAUUAUUUAUAUAUUAAUAAAGUGAUAGUAAGAAUCCAUAUAAUUAAAAAUGGUAUCGAUAUAAUGAUUCUGAUGUUAGAGAAAUUGAUAUAAAGCAAUAAAGAUAUGAUACAGAUGGUAGUAGCAGUCCAUAUAUACUUUUAUAUGCAAGAAAGUCACUUUAUUGA
Molecule: messenger RNA, 1588 nt
Organism: Paramecium pentaurelia
Lineage: Eukaryota; Ciliophora; Oligohymenophorea; Peniculida; Parameciidae
Source: the annotation of a GenBank genome assembly